AUGGAAGAUCAAAAGAGCAAGAACUCGCCAUGGUUAUCAGUACCAACAUUUGGAGAUUGGGAUCAGAAAGGAGGACCAAUCCCUGAUUACUCGAUGGAUUUCACAAAGAUCAGAGAGAUGAGGAAACUGAACAAGAGAGAUCCUUCUCGUGCCAGUCUUGGCAACGAAGAAGACCUCAUUAACCCUUUUCAUAAUCAACCUCCUACUUCAGUCGAUAAGCCUAAGCUCACGACCGUUCACAGUGACACCAACAACAACCAUAAUGUCUUCUCUCACCAACGCCCACAUUCUCCAUCUACGAGGAGAGGAAUCUUCAGCUGCUUCAACUGCUGCGUUAAAGCUUAA
Messenger RNA from Microthlaspi erraticum, 345 nucleotides. The record is from the annotation of a GenBank genome assembly. Lineage: Eukaryota; Viridiplantae; Streptophyta; Magnoliopsida; Brassicales; Brassicaceae.